CAGGGAUAACGUCCGCUUCACAGUAGACCAAAUCGGGUGAGAGUUAGCAGCCUCAUCAUCAGCUCCCUCAGAAAUGGGUAACUCCACAGGAAGCACCGUGGACGACCUGCAGGCUGUGGAAAUGCACCUGUGGUACAAGAAGUUCAUGACGGAGUGCCCCUCGGGUCAGCUCACGCUGCACGAGUUCAAGCAGUUUUUCGGGCUGAAAGGUCUGGACAUGGAGGCCAACGCCUACAUAGAACAGAUGUUCCGGACGUUUGACAUGAACAAGGAUGGAUACAUAGACUUCAUGGAGUAUGUGGCAGCUCUGAGCCUGGUGAUGCGGGGAAAGAUGGAGCACAAGCUGCGCUGGUAUUUCAAACUGUAUGAUGUGGAUGGAAAUGGCUGCAUCGACCGCCACGAACUCCUGAACAUCAUAAAGGCCAUUCGAGCAAUCAACGGGAAUGAAAAUCAGGAAAUGACUGCAGAGGAAUUCACAAACAACGUCUUUGACAGGAUUGAUGUGAACGGAGAUGGCGAGCUUUCCCUGGAGGAGUUUGUGGAGGGUGCUCGGAGUGACGAAGACUUCAUGGAAGUCAUGAUGAAAAGCUUGGACCUUCGCCACAUUGUGGCCAUGAUCCACAACCGGAGGCACAGCGUUUAAGGAUGUCUGCCACCUGAUCUUCAUUCAUAGUUUGACCCGAGUGCGUCAGCUUUUGCUGCCUCUGGUGAAAAAUAAAAAAAGGGUCUCCUUAAGGGAGAUCUCUCUUCA
Molecule: messenger RNA, 751 nt
Organism: Oryzias latipes (Japanese medaka)
Lineage: Eukaryota; Metazoa; Chordata; Actinopteri; Beloniformes; Adrianichthyidae
Gene: guca1aa
Product: guanylate cyclase activator 1Aa
Molecular function (GO): calcium ion binding
Source: RefSeq, marked provisional